Messenger RNA from Phodopus roborovskii (desert hamster), 1208 nucleotides. RefSeq names its product Cbp/p300 interacting transactivator with Glu/Asp rich carboxy-terminal domain 4 (gene Cited4). Gene Ontology annotation, biological process: regulation of DNA-templated transcription. The coding region runs from base 215 to 754 and encodes 179 amino acids. Gene Ontology annotation, cellular component: nucleus. The transcript has a single exon. NCBI's taxonomy places the organism in Eukaryota, Metazoa, Chordata, Mammalia, Rodentia, Cricetidae. The record is from RefSeq and is a predicted model, not a curated record.
CUAGAGUGUCUCAUUUUCUUGCGGCCUGCAGGCGCGGCCGUAGGACAGUGGAGGAGAAAGGAGAUCCGGAAGACCCAGGUGAGACAGUGGACGAAUCCGAUUCGGUCUUCCUUUGCCUGGCUAAGUUGCAGGGACAGCACGGUGUCCCGGUCUCCAGUCCAAGAGGAGCCGCUGGUUGGGACCCGGGGCGCGCGCUGACCGUCCGCCCGCUGCCAUGGCCGACCACCUGAUGCUCACCGAGGGCUACUGCCUGCUGCAGGUGCCGCCGCACGCCCACGGCCCGCACGCUCCGCGGACUCUCCAGCCAUACGCAAGCCCCGGCCUGGACAGCGGUCUGCGGCCGCGGGGAGCUCCGCUGGGACCAUCGCCACCACCCGGGACCCUGGCAUACGGCUCCUUCGGAUCGCCGGCCUCCUUCCAGCCCUUCCCCGUCACGCAGCCACCGGGUGCCGGUAGCGCGCACCUGCAGCCCCCCUCCACGCCAUCCCCGGGCCGCAUUCCCGCGACCCCGGGAACCGCCGGAGGCCCCUCACCUCUACAGCCCGCGCCCGGAGCCGCGUCCCCCCUGCCGCCGCCGCCCUCCCUGGGCUGCAUGGACGCAGAGCUCAUAGACGAGGAGGCGCUGAAGUCGCUGGAGCUCGAGCUCGGGCUGCACCGUGUGCGCGAGCUGCCCGAGCUCUUCCUGGGCCAGAGCGAGUUCGACUGCUUCUCGGACCUGGGGUCGGCGACACCCGCCGGCUCGGUGAGCUGCUGAGCGCGACCGCCCAGAGACGAGGGACUCUGCGAGCGGUGGCCCGGCCCACACGCACCCUCCGUGAGGGUGGAGGCGCCGUGUUUACUCGCCCAGACGGCUCCGACUGGGGACGCCUGCCUUGCCUCCAGGCCCUACCUCCUGCCAGAUGACAAUUGGGUCUUGCUUCUCUCACCCAAGCCUCAGAAGACAAAAGGAGGGGACUGAACCAGCCUUUGGAUUCCACGUUCUUGAAGUCUGUGCCCACUUUCCCCGCCCCUCCCCCCAAUCUGAGCCAUUGCAGGCCUCUGCCUGACCUUCUCGUGCUGCCCACUAACCGGAUUGGGUCUCCGGAGCCAUCUCUCUGAACCCCCACCUUCCCUGGGCCUUUGGCCCAGGUGAGGGGAGGUUUUAUACCUGACCCCUGCAGAGUGGGCCAGUAGCCUCUAAAACCAAAAUAAAACUGGGUUGCUUUACA